This is a messenger RNA of Baudoinia panamericana UAMH 10762, 977 nucleotides long. RefSeq lists its product as uncharacterized. The transcript has 2 exons. Bases 12 to 929 code for a protein of 305 amino acids. The record is from RefSeq and is a predicted model, not a curated record. Gene Ontology annotation, biological process: translation. Gene Ontology annotation, cellular component: mitochondrial large ribosomal subunit. Gene Ontology annotation, molecular function: structural constituent of ribosome. NCBI's taxonomy places the organism in Eukaryota, Fungi, Ascomycota, Dothideomycetes, Mycosphaerellales, Teratosphaeriaceae.
UCAUCAACACCAUGGCGCCUCGCCUACAGAUACUAAGGCAUGUCGUGGGAGCGGCGCAACAGCCAUUAUACCAGCCCGUCGCGCCAUUUUUGUAUCCGUGCCUCUUGCAGCAGCGCAGGUCCGCAUCAAUACUAAACACGCUGUCCGAUAACAAGGGAUCGUACAACAAGCGCAUCAGGGUCGGACGAGGUCCUUCAAGCGGGUAUGGCAAGACGUCAGGGCGAGGGCACAAGGGUCAAAAGCAGCAUGGAAAGGUGCCGGCAGGCUUCAAUGGAGGUCAGACGCCAGAUUGGGUUGUACACGGAGUACGAGGGUUCAAGAACCGGUUUGCUGCGCAACUGUCGCCCGUCAACCUGAACAAAAUCCAAUACUGGAUCAAUGCUGGCCGACUCGACCCAAGCCAGCCCAUCACCCUGAAAGAGCUCUCAUCUUCGCGCUGCAUACACGGCGUCCGUAGAGACGGUGUGAAGCUUCUCGCCCGCGGAAAAGAAGAACUCACCACUCCCAUCAACAUCAUCGUCUCCCGCGCUUCCGCCGAAGCCAUCAGUGCUGUGGAAAAGGCUGGCGGCACUGUCACAACCCGGUACUACACUGGUUUCGCCAUCGAAAAGAUCAAGCAAGGUCUUAUGGAUCCUAUCCAUAGCUUGCAAAGCAAGAUAGUGCUGGCGCCAGGCACCAAGGAAGGCGCGAUUGCAGCGGCCGACGCUCUCGCGGAAGAGGGUAGGAGAUAUAGAUACCGACUACCCGACCCAUCGAGCAGGAAGGCUUUGGAGUACUAUCGAGAUUCUGCGCAUCGAGGUUAUCUGAGCCAUACUGUAGCAGAGGGACAAGGGCCAAGCUUGUUCUUCAGAACCCCUGGGGUAACAAGAGGUGGGACGAAGACCGGAGCGACGACCACCAAGCGAACGGACAGCAAUCGGUUGUGGUAGUGUUAGGUUAUAGCUGAAUGUUGCGCAUUAUACGCUCUGAGUUAGGCC